AAAGAGAGAUAAGAGAACUGAUAAAGGAGAGGAGAAGCGCCAACCCUAACCCUGUAGAGUAGAGACGACCCUCGGCAGUGGAGGAGAUGUCGACGGACACGGGGAGGAGCUCGACGGAGUCGGAGGUGUCCGGUCUGGACUACGAGGAGACGGAGCUGAAGUUGGGCUUGCCCGGGGGGUCCAGGACCGCCGGAUCGGAGACGGAGAAGAAGAGGGGGUUCGCCGAGACCGUGGAUCUCAGCCUUGGGGCCGAGUCGCGCUCCGGAGAUCUCGGCGAUCGCUCAACCGACGACCUCGGCUCUGGCGCCGGCAAGCCCCCAGCUGCUAAGGCCCAGGUGGUGGGGUGGCCGCCGGUGAGGUCGUUCCGGAAGAACGCGUUGAAGAGCUGUACGUACGUGAAGGUGGCGGUCGACGGCGCCCCCUAUCUCCGGAAGGUUGAUCUCGAGAUGUAUGGAGGCUACCAGCAGCUCUUGACCGCCAUCGAGGACAUGUUCUCCUGCUUCACCGUCCGUAACUGUCCCAACGAGAGGAGGCUGGUGGAUCCGGUGAACGGGACGGAGUACGUGCCCACGUACGAGGACAAGGACGGCGACUGGAUGCUCGUGGGGGACGUCCCUUGGAAAAUGUUUGUUGCAUCAUGCAAGCGUCUUCGGUUGAUGAAAAGCUCAGAAGCUAUCAAUUUAGCUCCAAGGACGCCUCAGGGUUCCACACGCGCCAGGUGAAUGGAAGUUGCAGCAUCUUCAGAUGAUAAGAUCAUGUACAGGAAUGGUUUCUUGUCCUUUUGGUUUUCCUUAAGUUUUGACUGGUCUCUUGAAGAGUAGAAAUAAGGGCUUCUAUACUUGACCAUAAUUGGGUUUUGGCUUGGUGGAAGAUAUGAAUAUACACAUUACGGUUUGUUUAUUAUCAAUAAGAGCAAACUUUAUGCGUGUGGUCCAGCUAAAA
Molecule: messenger RNA, 942 nt
Organism: Elaeis guineensis (African oil palm)
Lineage: Eukaryota; Viridiplantae; Streptophyta; Magnoliopsida; Arecales; Arecaceae
Gene: IAA1
Product: auxin-responsive protein IAA1
Biological process (GO): regulation of DNA-templated transcription
Cellular component (GO): nucleus
Source: RefSeq, marked provisional